Molecule: messenger RNA, 397 nt
Organism: Carassius carassius (crucian carp)
Lineage: Eukaryota; Metazoa; Chordata; Actinopteri; Cypriniformes; Cyprinidae
Product: protein PET100 homolog, mitochondrial-like
Exons: 4
Coding region: 101-337 (78 amino acids)
Biological process (GO): mitochondrial respiratory chain complex IV assembly
Cellular component (GO): mitochondrion; mitochondrial inner membrane
Source: RefSeq, a predicted model, not a curated record
UUUUAAUUGCGCAUGAAUAUUUGUGUGUUCAGCAAGACCUUUAUUUUGACAUCUUACAAAACAGGAAGUGCCUGAAUGCGUGACUGUCAAGCUGUAGGACAUGGGGGUUAAAAUAGAGGUUUUUAGGAUGAUGGUGUAUCUGUCGUUUCCAGUGGCGAUGUUUUGGAUAUCAAACCAAGCGGAGUAUUUUGAAGAAUACAUCGUGAAGCGAAAGAGGGAGAUCUUCCCACCUGAUGAGAAAAUGCAUAGGCAAGAACUGGAGGAUUUCAAGGAGCGCAUGAGAAAGCGGAGGGAGCAGAAGAUGCUGAAACAGAUGGGCGUGCAGUCUGAGGAAUGACUGGAAGACAACAGCACUGGUUAUUGCAUCAUAGUGCAACUCUGGGAUCAAGCCUUUAAG